Messenger RNA from Diachasma alloeum, 2092 nucleotides. It is a transcript of the gene fh, whose product is annotated as frataxin homolog, mitochondrial. The transcript is spliced from 3 exons. The record is from RefSeq and is a predicted model, not a curated record. Gene Ontology annotation, biological process: iron incorporation into metallo-sulfur cluster; intracellular iron ion homeostasis. Lineage: Eukaryota; Metazoa; Arthropoda; Insecta; Hymenoptera; Braconidae. Gene Ontology annotation, molecular function: ferrous iron binding; iron chaperone activity; 2 iron, 2 sulfur cluster binding. Bases 1033 to 1653 code for a protein of 206 amino acids. Gene Ontology annotation, cellular component: mitochondrion.
CACUUGACCGUUUUACCACUUCGCUGCUGAAUUAAUUAAUAAAUCAUUUGGAAUAUUACUCCGCUAACUGAAGACUCCCGAAAUACACGAUAUUCUCGCCAAACUCAUCCUCCAACAGCGUCGGCACGAUUCUCAGCACUCCAUUAUCAAUUUUUAUGUUCUUUCCCAGCUUGUGAUAGACACAAAAUCCAUAAUCCUGAAAAAAUGAAAUUACGAUCUCGUCAACGUCUCGCAAAUGAACGGGACGGAGAAAAUUCUCGUGCAAAAAUCUUGGAACUCACUGGCUGCUGAGGAAUUUUCACUUCUCUACUCCACAGAGACGAGUUCAACAAGUUGAAAUUAUCCUGUCUCAGGGCGUCGCCGUCCGGGGAAUCCCCCGUGACUUUCUCAUUGAACUCCUCCUCGAAGAUGAUAUCACCCUGGCAUGCCGCAUGCUUGCCAUUGAACACUGUCACACUCUUCUCGCAUCUCUUUCCGCGGAUUAUCUCGUGUCCAUGUUUCAAUUCAUCCGGAGUUGCGUCAUCAGUAAUACUGCUAUCAACGUUUUGUAAUCUUGAAUAGUCGACCCCCAAUUCAUCUGUCACGGCGAAAUAUCAGAUUAAUAAUACUGUAAUACUAAAAUUACGCGACCACAUCGCAAAUUAAAAUUAUGAAAAAUAUAUUACCCAAAGUUGAAAUGGAAAAUCCGUGACUUCUAUUCAGAAGGAAAAUCACCAACGAAAACUCGAAAAAUUUAAUUAACAUGACUAAAUUAUUAUUAUUAUUAUUAUUAUUAUUAUUAUUAUUGUUGUUGUUGUUAUUGUUGUCAAUUUAUCCCGUUAGAUGUUAAAUGCAACUUUCUCCGUCCACUGCACUCGCUCGACUAAUUUCUCACGCCAUUUGAAUGACGAAUUUUCGAAGAUCGGGGAUUUCCCGCCGGUUCUUGCGUCACAAUCAUGCGCAUCGGCUUCAAAACACUGCUGAUACUUCUAUUCUCAUUAUUUACAAGUUGUUUGAUCGAUGGGAAAUAAGUUCUCAAGGAAAUAGAUCAAUAUGUUGUCGACUGCAUCUAGAACAGUGAAGUUCAAGAGAUUAUCUCCCAUUUUUCAGGGAAUUAAUUCAUUAGAGUGGAUAAUAAAUCGAGGGACGAGUUCACGUGGGGAAAUCAGAGGUUAUUCCAGUCUUCAUCGAAGUAAUAAUGCCCCGAUAAAGAGUAUCAGGGGAAAUAUUAACAGAUAUCACAGAUCUGUUGUUAACGAAAACUCGUUUCAAGUUACUCCAGCAAAUACCGUAGAGUCGGAAUUAGAUAGUGUGCAGUUUGAAAAAAUAUCAGAUGAUACCUUGGACUCUUUAGCUGAGUAUUUUGACGAGAUUGUUGAACGCGCUGAACAUCUUCCUGAUGCAGACGUCAAUUAUGGAGAUGGAGUGUUGACGAUAAAAUUCGGCGACAAAGUGGGGACUUACGUGAUUAAUCGCCAAACACCGAAUAAGCAGAUCUGGUUGUCAUCGCCAAAGUCAGGACCAAAGCGGUAUGAUUUCACGAAUGGCACAUGGAUAUACAAGCACGAUGGAAAAUCACUGCAUCAGCUUCUUGACGAUGAAAUAUCACUUGUAGCUAACGAAAAGACUGCAUUCAUUGAAAAAUGUGCUUACAGUAGAGAGAACAAGAAAUAAAUUAUUUUGUAGAUAAAUAAAUGGCAGAGCUGGGCUUUAUUUUAUGAAAAUCAAAUGGAAAUACUGUUCCAAAUGGUUCAGUAAGACGAAAUACUAUUUGAAAAUAAUCAAAUACUGUUUAUUUAAAUGUCUGUUUGAAAUUGAAAUAAAAUUAUUUGAUAUUUCAAUUUCUUUUCACCAUAGUCUCUCAACACUCUCUAUCUUAGCUAGCUCCAUUCUUGCUUGAUUUAUGUUUAAUAAGUCGACUUUGGCGUUUCAUGUUUAUUUAUAUUUCUUAAUUUUUUCAAUAAAAUUUUUCUUCAUUUUUUUUUUCAUUCAAGCUUCCGAGUUUAAAUCCCGGUCGGCUAGAAUAGUGAGAUCUAACCAUUUUUAAAGUCUUGAUCAGCAGCGCAAUAUCCUCAACCGAUGUAAAAUGACAAUAAAAAUUUUUUUUUCAUAA